Fonsecaea monophora is the source of this 5868-nucleotide messenger RNA. RefSeq lists its product as hypothetical. Gene Ontology annotation, biological process: amino acid activation for nonribosomal peptide biosynthetic process; secondary metabolite biosynthetic process. The coding region runs from base 1 to 5868 and encodes 1955 amino acids. Gene Ontology annotation, molecular function: phosphopantetheine binding; catalytic activity. Gene Ontology annotation, cellular component: cytoplasm. The transcript has 2 exons. NCBI's taxonomy places the organism in Eukaryota, Fungi, Ascomycota, Eurotiomycetes, Chaetothyriales, Herpotrichiellaceae. The record is from RefSeq and is a predicted model, not a curated record.
AUGAUUGAGGUCUUUAUCGAGCGGCAUGUGUUGCCCAACUUUCCCAAGGGUGAAAUCCUCGUCGACAAGGUCGGGUCGUUCGGGUCGUUGAAUGGAGAUGCCGCUGCCGUAUCGGUGCCGUGGGCGAAUGCGCAAUCUUUCGACAUCCCCGGCCUGGCAUCGAAGUCGACAGACCAGCAACUUAAUCUGCUAUUGCUCGCGUUCGCUUUGGUCCUUCAUAGAGGGAGUAUCAACGAUGAAGGGGAUUCGUUCUCCUGGGGCCUCUUCGAGCCCUCGUACGCCGCACCCUCGCUAUCGAUACUUUCUGAAACGACCAAACUCAGUGACAUCCUCGAAGAUGAGUUGGAAAGUGUCGCAAAGAUCCUAAAAAGAUUGUCAAAUGUCCGCAAAAGAUUCGAAAAUUAUCCACCUGCAUCCAGGUCCAUUCUGUCCAUGGAGGCGGAGGGUAGACCCGUAUACAGAGACCGAUCGGCGCCCCUUUUCCGUGUAGACACCUGGGUCCAUGAACACCGUCUCUUUGUUUGGCCGUCCCAUGAAGCCUACCUGUCAGGAACGGACAUGGCCAAAUUUCAGAUCGCCGCAUUCGUGGACAUGCUGGACACCAUCUCUUCGAACCAGGAGCAGACGGUGGGCGCAGCCUUGCAGAUGGGCAAGCGUGAGCUGGCCUUGCUGUGGGGAUGGAACAAGACAGUUCCGCCCGUCAUCAACCGUUGUAUGCAUGAUAUCAUUGCAGAGAAGAUGAUCGAGCACCCAAACAAACCGGCCGUGCGCUCGUGGGAUGGCGAAGCAACAUACGGUCAACUCGAUCGACUUUCGGCUUUCCUCGCCGCACGACUGUCUGCGCUGGGCGUCAAACCGGGAUCGGUGGUGAUUCUGUGCUUUGAAAAGUCCAUGUGGACCAGUGUCGCCCUGCUCGCCGUCAUGAGAGCUGGAGGGGCAUUCGUACUCACCGAUCCAUCCCAGCCCGAGGCACGCCUGGCAACCAUAGCAGCCGAAGUCGAGGCUAGGGUGGUGAUCACCUCUCGACAACAGGCUGGACUCGGAGGUCGAAUCGCACCAAAUGCCGAAGUCGUGGUUGCUGAUGAAGAGCUUUGGAAGUCAAGUCUAUAUGUCCCACAAUACACCCCGAUCGCUGUACCGCCGGCGUCACUCCUGUACAUCAUCUUCACCUCCGGGAGUACAGGGAAGCCAAAGGCCAUUCCCAUAUCCCAUCAGAACUUCACAUCCGGAGCGAUUCCCAGAGGAGACGCCGUGGGAUAUAGGGCGCAUUCUCGAGUGCUCGAUUUCCCAUCGUAUGCAUUCGACGUGAGUAUUGACUGCAUGCUGUGCACGCUUUGCGCGGGUGGUUGCAUCUGUGUGCCUUCUGAAGAGCAGCGAGUCAACGAUCUCAGCGGCGUCAUCAAGUCCUUGGACGUAAACAUGGCGCACAUGACUCCCUCAGUGGCAAGACUGUUGUCCCGAGAUGCAAUGGCAUCGUUGGAAGUUCUAGGCCUGGGUGGAGAGUCGCUGUCCUCUUCGGAUGCUGCCAUCUGGAGUCAGAUCACCAAGCUCAUCAUUGCCUAUGGCCCGUCGGAAUGCACUGUUGGGUGCACCAUCAACAACACCGUCCACACGGACCGGCUUUGUACCAGUAUUGGGAAGGGGGUGGGAGGUGUUACGUGGCUCGUCGACCCGAAUGAUCACAACCUGCUCACUCCAGUAGGCGGCAUCGGCGAGUUGCUGAUUGAAGGUGCUAUCGUUGGUGCUGGCUACCUCAAUGAACCAGAGAAGACUGCCGAAGUCUUCAUCCAAGAUCCAACCUGGUUACUGGCCGGUUCGAAAGAAGCUCCAGGAAGACACGGCCGGUUUUAUAAAACGGGAGACCUUGUCAAGUAUGACCCCGACGGUUCUGGAGCGAUUGUCUUCGUGGGCAGGAAAGACAGGCAGGUCAAACUACGAGGCCAAAGAGUGGAAUUGACCGAGAUCGAACAUCACCUGUUAACCAAACUGGAAGAGGGCACUCAGGUCGCUGCAGAGGUCAUCACCCCAGGGAGCAAAGACCGUGAGCCAACGCUCGUGGCCUUCAUCUCGGAAAUGAAGGACAACCAAGUUCCAGUCAAUGGCGGUGUGGCAUUUUCAGCAGAGCUCCGGAGAUCGCUCGGAGACAUCGACCAAUAUCUGGCAGAGGUUCUUCCCAGCUACAUGGUGCCAACAGCGUAUAUCCCCUUAGCGGCCAUGCCGCUGCUCGUCUCCUGCAAGGUCGACCGCAAACGAAUCCAGGAAAUCGGGCUCUCAAUCACGCCGCAACAGCUGGCUGCGCUUCGAGCCAAAGUCACAGACAACCACGAACCCCAGACGGAGAGGGAGGUCGUGCUGCAGAGAAUAUGGGCACAAUUGCUUGGAGAAGGCCUUGAAAUCGGAACAAGCGAUAGCUUCUUCAGGCUGGGCGGAGAUUCCUUGAAGGCGAUGAAACUGGUGGCUGCUGCUCAAGCGGAAGGUCUGUGGCUCACGGUGGCAGAUAUAUUUGCUCAUCCAACGCUUGCAAGUAUGGCUUCAAGUGCGGGAUCUGUUAACCAUGAAGUCAAAGCUGAAAUUGCUCCGUUUUCACUGCUCGGGACCGAGUGGGGAAUUCAAAACGCUCGCCUCGAGGUCGCCAAUCUCUGUCAGCUAGCUCCAUCCGACAUUGAAGACGUGUAUCCCUGUACGUCCCUGCAAGAAGGGCUGAUGGCUCUGUCUGCAAAGAACGAGGAUGCUUAUGUCGCACAACGAGUGCUCGAUCUUCCCAGUCUCAUCAUCGCUGAACAAUUGAAAGCUGCAUUCGACACAGUGGCUGGAUCCUCCCCGAUAUUAAGAACGCGGAUCGUGCAAGUACCCGGCCGUGGGCUGAUGCAGGUCGUGGUGGGAGGAGAGCUUCAGUGGAGCAGAAGCCGCCAUCUGGACGAAUACCUGGCUCGCGAUCGAGAGGAGUCGAUGGGUCUGGGGGACAAGCUGGCCAGAUUUGCCAUCGUCAGCAACGGUGACCAGGGAAGGGCACAUUUGGUGUUGACGAUACACCAUGCUCUGUACGAUGGGUGGUCGAUGCCGCUGAUUGUUCACCGAGUGAACGAAGUGUUCCAGGGCCGCGAGGCCGUGCCCCCGACUCCGUUUGUCAGCUUUAUCAAUUAUCUCCAGUCCAUGAAUUGGGACGAUUCUGCCACAUUCUGGAGGGAGCAGCUUGCAGGCGCGGUAGGCAGACACUUUCCCAUCAUGCCUUAUACGGGCUACCAGCCGCACGCAGGCUCUCUGUUGGAACAUUAUACCAAGCUUCCCAAAAGUAACAGUUCGAGUACGACUCUCGCUGUUGCUAUCAGAGCAGCGUGGGUCCUGGUUGCCGCUCGAUAUGCGUCCUGCGACGACCCAGUCUUCGGAGAGACUCUUACUGGACGCAAUUCACCAGUCACCGGUAUUGGCGAAAUUGAAGGACCGCUUAUUACAACGGUGCCGAUGCGAGUUCAUGUGGACUGGCAGGCUACUGUCUCUGAAUAUGUGCAAGCCAUCCAUGAGCAGAUAACAAUGCGUAUCCCUCACGAGCAUAUGGGUCUCCAACACAUCAGAAAGGUCAGUCCAGAUGCGCUCACAGCUUGUGAGCUUAAGACAGGGAUUGUGUUGCAUCCCAAAGCAGAGGACGUUCAGAUCGACCUUGACCAGAGUCCCGCGUACGGGUUCGUACCUGUCGAUGAUCUUGAAGCAGCACGCGAGGCAUUGAAGUUCAAUUCUUACGCGCUGAUGUUGGUCUGUUCACUGGACUCCAGCGGCUUCUUGACCAUGGCCAGCUUUGACUCAAAAACUGUCGAUCUGUCUCAGAUGCAGCAAAUCUUGAGCGAGUUUGGGCACACCGUCCAAGAACUCUGCGAAGGGAGGGAGCGACCAUUAUCGAGUCUCGCAAUCUUCCAAUCACGAAAACGACAAGACCAAAUCCCAAUCACUGGUUUGGCCCUCCAUGAGGUAGCCAAAUCCGAAUUUUCUGAAUUAAUAAAAGCUCCAGAAGCAGUGAAAGGGCUGUGGAUCGUGGACACAAAGUCUCCUUCUCGCCUCUUGCCAACAGGUGCCGUGGGAGAAGUAUUAAUUGAAACUUCGUCGCAGCUGUCGGCUCCUGCCAUCGCAUCGCCAGCUUGGUUCGCUGAAGCAAAUGCCGGGGAUUCACAUGGGCAGACCUGCCUCUACAGCACCGGACUGCUCGCAAAGUCUCAGAGUGACGGAUCUCUCGUCUUUCUAGGGAAGAAAGACAGCACACAUGAGUCUCUCCCGCCGACACAAACCGACGCCAACGCUGUUGGAAAGCAAGAACCUCGAUUGACGCCACGGCUCGAUCAGUUGCGUGGCCUGUGGAGCAGGAUCCUUGGUGUUCCAGAGGCUGAAAUUACCUCCAACAGCAGCUUCUUUGCGCUCGGCGGUGACUCGAUCGGGGUCAUGAAACUGGUUUCUGAGGCACGGAUGGAGUGUCUCGAGCUGAAGGUGGCAGAUGUAUUUGACCAUCGCCACCUAGACGAAAUGGCCGAGAUCAUGAAGGUGAUCCAUUCGACCACAAAGGCUGACAUACUCGACUCGGCGCCCUUCUCAGCAUUGGAAGUCGAAAAUCCAGAGGCCUUCGUCUCCAACAUGGUGAAGCCACUGCUCGCUCGACAGGACUGGGAGAUUACGGAUGUCCUACCAGCUAGACCUCUCCAAGAAAUUGCGGUAGGAGGCACCAUCAAACUGCCACGCUAUUCGGCGCGGUACGAGCUCCUCUACUUUCAGAGCGCGGUCAAUCGUGGUCGCUUGUUCAAAGCCGCCCAGGAUCUGGUGGCCCGUAACGAGAUCUUGAGGACCGUGUUUGUCCGACUUCAUGGAGAGUACUGUGCCGUGGUGCUCAAGAGUCUCCAAGUGGAAAUCGUCGAGCACGAGAUCAACGGUGACGUGGAAGAAUUUUCGCGGAAGCUGUGCGAUCUUGAUAUCCAAGUGAAAAUGCCGUUGGGCGGAGCCUUUGUCAAAUUUUUCUUCGUUCAGUCGGAAAAUGGCAAAGGUGCCUUGAUUCUGAAGAUCUCACACGCUCAGUAUGAUGAGAUUUGCCUGCCGAACUUGCUGCAUCAACUGGCGGCACUGUAUGAAGAGAGGGUGGUUCAGGAGACCGUGCCCUUCUCGUCAUACGUGUAUCACGUUAUCAAAGAAAAUGUUCCCCAGGGCAUUCAGUAUUGGCGUGAGUUGCUCAAAGGAUCUUCAAUGACCACACUGCGGCCGGAGUUGCCUCGUCGUUCCGAUAAGAUUACUUCGCUCACGAAAGCUGUGGAUAUCUCCAGCCGCAACAAGGAGACGACCAUCGCCACACUCCCUGUGGCCGCAUGGGCGCUCACUCUAGCUCGUCGACUGGCGAUCCGUGACAUCACGUUCGGCGAAGUCGUUAGCGGUCGCAACAUAGGCUUCCCCAACUGCGACAUGGUCGUGGGCCCGACGUGGCAGUAUGUCCCCGUCCGAAUCCAGUUCGCCGAGACGUGGACCACGGUAGAUUUGCUGCGGUAUGUGCAACAGCUCCACAUCACGAGCAGUCGGUUCGAAGGUAUCGGCUUGAAAGAGAUCGUGGAGCACUGCACCGACUGGCCUUCUUCAGUGGACUGGUUCGACUCGGUCGUUCAUCAGGAUGUCGCACACGUAACCGACCUGUCGUUCUCGUCUACCCCCUGUCGUCUCGAGACCAUCUACCCACAUCUUGAGCCCUUGAGAGAAUGGAAGGUCCAGGCAUUCCUGGAGGGCAAUACGAUGACUUUGGAAAUUGUCACAUUCGAAGAUUGGUGUGAAUUUGCGACGGCAUUGCUGGACGACCUGGUGGCGAGUAUGAAUCAGUUGGUCCAAAGUCCAACAUCAUUGCUGUUUUGA